Molecule: messenger RNA, 2877 nt
Organism: Ceutorhynchus assimilis (cabbage seed weevil)
Lineage: Eukaryota; Metazoa; Arthropoda; Insecta; Coleoptera; Curculionidae
Source: the annotation of a GenBank genome assembly
AACAUUACAAACAAAUUUAAGUGGAUAAAUAAUUUGGUCUGGAGAAAUUCUUGGUCAGUUUUAAUUGAAUAUUUGUGAAAAGAACAACACUCCAGUGCAAGUAAUAGAGGAAAAUCAAAGGGGUGGAAACAAUGUUUAAAUUCUCUACCCUUGUAGGGGCACUACUCCUAUGUGUUGCCCUAUCCGAUACUGCUCAUAUACAGAAUAAAAGAUCACUUGUUGUAUCAUCGACAGAGCCACCAAAAGCGGAAGCUGACAAAAAUACCAUCCCUUCGGUUCCAUCGGUACCAAAAAUCUACGAAAUGCGCGUAGACACCAACGUAUCGAAUCGUUACGCAAAAACAGUAAUCACUAGCAAAGUUAAAAACCUAGACUCGAAAGCUCAAGAAGCUACUUUUUCCAUUGUGACGCCAGACCAAGCGUUCAUUUCCGGAUUCGUGAUGGAAAUUGAUGGCAAGAAAUAUGAGGCCUACGUGCAAGAAAAAGAAGAAGCCAAACAAACAUACGACCAGGCUGUUUUUAGUGGGCAUUCUGCAGCUCACGUAGCGGUCAGCGCCAGAGAUUCAAACAGAUUUACAGUUUCAGUUAAUGUCGAACCUGAAAGUAAGGCAAUUUUCUAUCUUACCUAUGAGGAGCUUUUACUGAGGAAAGAUGAGAAAUAUGAUAUUGUUCUCAACAUCCAUCCUGGACAACCUGUUAAAAAUUUAGAAGUCAAAGUCAACAUAAUGGAAAGUCGUCCACUGAAAUUCGUCAAAACGCCAUCGUUAAGAUCGGGCAACGAAGUGUCUAAGAACAGCCCGAAUAUAGAUCCUGAAGCUGAAAUUCAAAACGUGAACGAAACGGCGGCAGUUGUCACUUUCAGUCCGGACGUGGCCAGGCAAAAAGUUUUGGGCGGUAGUUUGGGCGGUAAGGAACAGGACGGGCUCAGCGGUCAGUUUAUUGUUCAGUAUGAUGUUGAGAGGGAUCCUCAAGGAGGAGAGGUUUUGGUUGAUGGUGGUUACUUCGUACACUUUUUCUCCCCCGAAGAACUGCGACCGAUGAAAAAACAAGUAGUUUUCGUCCUGGACACCAGCGGCAGCAUGUUUGGAACAAGAAUCACCCAACUGAAAGAAGCCAUGGACAGCAUCUUAUCCGAACUGAAACCGGAAGACGUUUUCAGCAUUGUAGAAUUCAACACUGUCGUUAAAGUUUGGAAUGUGCCUUUGAGUCAAGUUACCUUUACUAAAGGUGACGAAGCUUAUUUCGCUUAUGAACCGACUACUGAAAGAACCAAGCCUAAAGAGCAACAUCUACCACCUUCAGUACCUGCCAACCAAGAAAAUAUUGAUAAAGCUAAGAAGGUGAUUAAAGAAUGGGAAGCUAAUGGAGGCACGGAUAUUGAAUCAGCACUGAAAAUAGCACUUCGAGUCGUUGCCAAGAGCAAUAAUGAUAAAAACGUCCAACCGAUGAUUGUAUUUUUAACUGACGGUGAACCAACUGUCGGAAAUUCCGUUCCAGAACAAAUAACUUCUGCUAUUACCGAACUAAAUACUCACAAAGUCCCAAUAUUCUCUUUAUCCUUCGGCGACGGAGCAGAUAGAGCCUUUCUACAAAAAAUUUCAUUGAAAAAUCAAGGUUUUGCUAGACAUAUUUACGAAGCAGCCGAUGCCUACUUACAACUGGAAAACUUCUACAAACAAAUCUCGUCUCCAUUAUUGGCAAAUGUAACAUUCAAAUACGUGGACAAAGUUAAGAAUGUUACUAAAACACAUUUCCCUGUUUUCUUUAAAGGCAGCGAAUUGUAUGUAACUGGAAUAAUUGAUCCUGGUUUUAUUCCUCCUCCAGCUGAAUGUUGGUCAAGUGAUGGUUUGAUUCAAUUGAAACCUACAGUUUACAAUUCGGUAGGAAGUUUGGAACGUCUUUGGGCUUAUUUGACUGUUAAGCAACUUUUGGAGCAAAGGGAAAUUGCUGAGGAUAAAAAGGGACCUACACAAGAAGCUCUAAGGUUAGCACUGAAAUACUCUUUUGUCACCGACGUAAGUUCUUUGGUUGUUGUCAAACCGAAUGCUUCUUCAGCUGUGAGUACCGAAGAUGCUUCUAAAGUUUCUCAGCCAGGUCAAUAUGGAAUACCAGCAAUACCUUUAAGUGGAACACCGGGAGGAGUUGCGUCUUAUUCUUUAGGUUUUUCUGGAGGUUCGAGAAAAGGUUCCUUUCGUAGAGGUUACGUAUCCGCCUUCCGCAGACCGAUGAAAUAUGGAUCGUUGUUGAGAGGAGGAUCUGCUGGUGGAUUCGCCAGUAAUUAUUAUCAAAGUUCCAUGAUGCAUUCCAGAUAUCCGGCUCCUAUACCUCCAGUAGCACCUGGGCAAGCUUGGUUUGCGCCACCUCCACAUGCUUACCAGUUUGCUGCUAGUAAAUUGACGGCAUCAUACGACGCUGACGACCUUAUAGAUAUACGGCAUGAAGUUGACAGUGAAGAUGGUGUCUAUUACAGUACCCCUAGAUUACCACUAACAUCAACUACUACUAGUGAAAAUCCCCUUUUCAAUCUACUUCCAUGGUUAAGACAAAACGUUGUUGGACAAACACUGUUAGUUGAAGGAGUUAGUUAUGAUAUGGAUGGAUUAGUUACCGCUCAACCUGAAUGUUCAAACAGUUUCAACACGACAAAUGGAAUUUGUACGUUAUUGAAAAAUUGUCCACAAGUUUAUCCAGAUUUGGUCGAUUUUGAUACCUACACCAAGCACGCAUGCGUUGUUGAAAAUCAUGCUGGUGUUUGCUGUCCCAAACCUGUACAAGUAGAGCCUUGAACCGAAGAUUUUAAUUUUUUAAAACUUGUGAUAAAAUAAAAAAUUUAUUGUAAAGUCCUUCAAUAAUAGUUAUUCAUGAUAUAAGUGCUAA